UACCACCAGUAAUAUACUAACAGUAUAUCAGUGUUAUACUGACUGAUUUGAUAUAUUAUUAUUAUAUUAUAGUAGACAUUCAUUUUUUUUUGUAGCAAUCAAUCAGUCAAGUCAAUCAUGAAAUUAAUUAAUAAAUUAAUAUUAAUAAUCAAUUUAUAUGCAAUUUGUCUGCUAUUAUUGACGUCAUAUAUAUCUGCGACAACCGUUGAAAGCCACGAAAAAAGCCAAUUCAGACAAUUGGACGACUUUUUGACGGAAAGUGUCAAUAAUUUUAAGUUAGAUUUUCACCGAUCGUUUGAAGAGUCAAGGAUUAGACACAAACAAAAAGAUAAUUUUAUAUAUUCAGUACCAGAAAGAGAUGGGCUAACACAACAAUAUUUAAAAGUAGUGAACACUUCAGCUGUUUUUCCAAGUAAUGUAUUGUCUAAUGAUAGUCCCAAUGGACCGAUCAAAAUGUGGACAAUCAUUGAAAAUUCAUUAUACUAUACGUACCUGUUUUGGGGUCAUUCAAACGGUAUGCUAUGUUUAGCUGAUUUCAAGUAUACAGCGCUGGGAUCACCACAGAUCCAACCGUUGGCCAACUUUCGUGAGGCCGGCAACGGUGUACCGUUUAAGUCACAGUAUUUCGUCUACGAGACAUACAUAUGGCUAGCGGUAGCCUUUCGUACCGCUCAGCGGGAAUACUUGGCUGUCUAUCAGUAUAGUCCGGGUGGUCAUACAUUUCAUCGACGGCAGACCAUCGAAAUGGACAUCCAAAGUGAUUUUGAUAUAAUAUUUGCCGGCAAUACCUAUAUGGCUAUUAGUUCGUACAUGAAACGGACAUCCGAUGGCCAGACAUUACAGUCGGCGGUAAAGUUGUUUGAAUGGCGUCACACACAGUUCGACUAUGUAGCCGAAGAAAAGACAAUAUCGGCCACUUCGGUCAAGUUGUUCAAUAUGGCCGGCACUCUGUAUAUCAGUGUUGGCCAGGAUGUCAAUCGAUCCAUGAGCUGGCAGACAGACUAUUAUAACCAAUUUCCAGUCCGGGGUUCACCUAUUUAUCUGUACAAUACACGCAACGAAGGAGGAAAACUAACAUAUGUUCAGCUGAUACCGCAUUUUGCCACAAAAGUCAAUCACUUUCGAGUUCACGGAAAUAAUUAUCUGGUAUUUGUCGACUCGAAAGAUAUCAGUCGUAUCUAUUGGUGGUCUGGCGACCAGUUUCUCAUAUAUCAGGAUCUGAUUGAAACCCGUCACGCCAUCGAUGUCUCGAUUGCUACACUACCUAACUCUGAGAUACUGUUGGCAUUUGUUAUGGCAAAUAGGGUACAGUUUUUUACUGAAGCACCCAAUGCUCAGUACAAACUUAACGGCCAGUUUAGGAUACCCGAUCAGCGAGGCUUCCGAAAUGUUCAACUAUUUUCACAUUUGAAGACCAAUUAUUUUUGUGUUUUUACAUUUGAUGAUCAGUGGAAAAAACCAAUGGAAACAAUAUGGAAGCUGAGACUGAUUACUGGUCAGGAAGUAUUGGAUCCAAAAUAUUUUGAUCCGUUAAGGUCUUGUCUGAUUAGUUUAGAGCAAUCACUGUCGAAACGCGAAGAAGGAUUGAAAGAGUUGACCAAACAAGCGGACAGAGUCUGGUUGGCCAACAGUGGUCAAGAAGUGAAAGCACCGGUGGUUAUCAAAGGCAAUGUCAAAGUUGUUAAUUCAUUGAAAGCUCAAUCAGUUGUUUUAGUAGUAAAUAAUGGACAGAAAAAAGUGCCUCAAAUAACCAACAGUGAUGUCAAGUCACGAAUUGAUGGGCUUUCAAAUAAUUUGAAUUCUGUAACUAAAACAACAAAUAAUUUGGUGUUUAAAUCACUGAAUCAGACAAUUAGCGGACGUAUAGUGUUUACUGAAGCCAUUAGUGUCGGACAGUCGACUAUUAAAAAGAUUACAAACACUGACUUAUUAUUGAACAGUAUUUCAGUGAAUUCAUUAGCAGAUGAUAAUAGUUGGCUAAAAAUAAAUGGCAAUCAAGUAAUUAAAGCUCACAUUUCAUUUAAUAAUGGCUUAUCGGCGGAUCAAUUACUGGUUAGUCAGCGCAUCAAUAAAUUGAAUGUUAGCGACGCCUUAAUGGCCAGUAGUGAUGGGCCACACCUACAUCAAGUAGUGACUGGCAAUCAUCGCUAUACUAGCGAUGUUAUACUCAACUCUAAUUUAUUACUUCAUAAUCAAUUUGGUCAAAUCAAUGGCAUAAAUCCUCAGCAAUUUGUUAAUAAAAUGCAAAUCAAUCAACAGAUUGGCGGAAGAAAAACAUUUCAAGUAUUAGAUUCAAAAUCUAUUGACUUAACAACUGGUAAUCUAAAUGAUAGAAAGCUCAGGGAUGUUGCCAACAGAGUUGUCUAUCUGAGUGGUCCUUCCGACCAAGUGAUUACUGGUCAAUGGAUACUGGAUAUACCGACAAGUGUUAACCGUAUUGAACUUAGAGGACUGAUUAACCGGAAGGUUAAUAUAACGGAACUGGCCUACAAUGCGGUUACUAUUUAUGGCGAACAGAAUAUUACUGGACAAAAGACAUUCAAAGCACCGGUACGUGUUUUAGGUGAUAUUAGGAUAGCCGGUACUGUCAAUGGUAUUAAAUUGGGCAAAGAUGUUAUUACAACAAACAGCCGGCAAGUGAUUACAGGAAACUUGGAGUUCAGAGCACCGGUAGAGUUCAUGGCCAAUGUGGAGACAGAUUUUGUAAACGGUAUGGAUUUAAGUGCCGACAGUAUACUAAAGGAUACACCAAAACCGCAAGUUUUGAAUCGUAAAGUGUUUAACCAGUCUAUUGAUGUCGUAAAUGACAUAACUAUGGCUCCGGGAAGUACUCUGGAUGGUGUAGAUCCAUCAGAGCUACUAAAAAGUGUCAUAAGCAAUAAAAAUACUGUUUUUACAGCACCGGUUAGUAUCAAUAAACUAAAGAUCACCGGCGGAAAUAUCUUUGCCAAACGUGUCAAUCAGUUUGCUAUUAGCGAUUUGCCUCACAUUUUAUGGCUAAAGUCGGCUAACCAGACAAUCCGAGUACCGGUACUUUUUAGUGGUAAUGCCAUUAAAAUAAAACAAUUUCAGUCAUCAAAUGUUAACGGUUUUCGUAUACCCAAUGAUUUUGUUCAUAAACAUCAACAACAACAAGAUAGUGAAACAAUUUUAGGCCAAAAAAUAUUUGCUGAUCGCGUAACCAUUAAGGGAAAUGUUGAACAAAUUGAUGGCAAAAAAGUCAAUCGCAUUGAUCUGCCAGUCUUUUCAAGGCAAGUCGUCAAAAAGGAGUCGUCAAUAAUCAUUAAUAAUGACAAUAAUAAUAAUAAUAAUAUUAGUGAUUAUAUUUGGGGUACAAAACAGUUUCACAAUCUUAACAUUUUAGGCAAUGUUAUCGCUGGCAGUGUUAAUGAUUUAGACCUAACCACAGAUGUGAUGCUAACAAAUACUAGUCAAACAAUUAAUGGUUUAAUAAGAUUAAUGAGUCCCACGACUUGGAUAACUGGUUCACUGAAAGUCAUGUCCAAUAUUAAUGUUAAGACAACUGUUAAUAACUACUCGUUAUCGCUAUUGGCUAAUGAGUUGGUCCUAACUAAUCGAUGGCCGUAUUGGCAUCAGAGACCUAUCAUUAAUAAACAGUUUGUCAAUGGUAUCGGUGGUCAACAUAUGACUGCCAUGGGUUUAGUUAGUGAUGUUAGUAUCGAUCUGAUGAAAGCUAAAGUUGUAACUAUUAAUAGUGAACAACAAGUUUUUUCAGCAAAAAACUAUACAUCAGUUGUUAGGUUUGACAGCGAUUUGUUAAGCGAUUAUUUAAAUGAUCUGAAAAUACAUGAUUUUGCCGAUAAAGUUGUUAUGAAAAACCGGAAAACAUUGGUUCGCGGAUUUAAGACAUUCAGCGGUCAGUUAGACUUGAAAUCAGAUUUAGUAAUAAAAGGUGGACUUAUUAAUGGUAUGGAUGUUCAGUCGCUGCAGAGGACGAUAAUGUCAAGAACCAGAGAUAAUGUGAUUCUGGCACCGAUGAAGUUUGCCAAUGAUAUCAAUGCUAUACUAUUGACUGUCGAUAAGGGACGGGCAACUAUUGACGGCCUGAGCCCAUUACAGUUGGCAUUAAUAGGUAACGAUAUGAUAUUAAGUGGUAAUAAUCAGUUUAAUAGGAAUCUAUCAGUAAGUGGUGAUAUAAAUAUUACUAAAACCAUCAAUGGAUGCGAUUUAAGACAACUGGCUAUGAGUGCAGUACUUAAUAAUAAUAAUAAUAAUGAUAAUAAAAAUCACAUACAAAGUAUAUACGGUGGCAAAGAUUUUCAUAGUCUACAAGUUAUGGGAAACAUUAUCAUCGAUGGACUCGUUAAUGGUCUGGACAUUCAUAAAUUGCUUGCACGGGUAGUUACCCGUACUGGCGAUCAAGUGAUAACAGCACCGUCGAUGACUUUUCUAAAUGAUGUCGUUGUUGAUGAGCUAAUUAUUAACGGACUAAUUAAUGGUCAUAAUAUUACACAACUAUUCAAUGAUGUCGUUGUCAGGAGUAGACCGCAAACUAUUUCAGGGCGAAAGCAAUUUCUUAAGCCUAUAGUGGCUUCAGGUUUGCGCACACAAGUGGAUCAAUAUGUUGCUUGUGUUGAUGGACUGGUGAAUGGCGUGAAUGUCCAACAACUUAAUGCUACAUCAGUUAGAAGACAUCAAUCGCCGACAACAACAACACCGACAAUGACAACAACACAAGCAAUUACUGGCGUCAAGACAUUUGCCGGAAGAGUUAGUUUUAAGAGAAAUGUCUUAAUUGGCGGUUCAGUGGGUGGACUGCGACUGCCAAACGAUCUGAUUCUCGUCAAUACAGAUGAAUUGAUUACUGGUGUCACACACAUACAUAACGGCACGAUUACAGGCAUGAAAUCUAUGACUGUCACCAAAAUGAUUGAUGGCAUCGAUUUGUCUUAUUUUGCCAAAAAUCGACUAACGAUUAGCGAUCAAAAUGAAUUGAUUGAAUCGAUAGUUGAUUUUCAAAAUAGUUUGAUAAUUGAUAGGUUGAUCGUUAAGAAAUCGAUAAAUGGUAUACCAAUUGAUGGAUUUGUCACUACUAGAGGAGGAGGAGGAAGACACCUAAUAAAUGGUUUGAAAAGUUUUGCAACUGAUCUCUAUGUUAGAGGAAAUAUUCAGUCGCCCGGUGUCUACAAUGGAGUUAAUAUACACCAACUAAGCAAUAGGGCUGUCAGUCUGGAUCAGCCGGAAACUGUUCCCGGAUUUGUUGACUUUCAGACACCAGUUAAUAUGUAUCAAAUGCAUAUCAAUGGCCUAUUGAACGGUUACGAUAUAUCAGAUAUGGCCAACUUUUUCAAUACAUAUACAAUCAAAGUUAACCAAUUGAUUGAUAUGAUAAGAAAACAAAUCCAUAGACAGGGAUCAGACUUGGAUAGACAAUUUGCCGCUCAUCUCAUUGAUAGAUCAUCGGGAAUUGAUUAUUUUGUCACUGAAGAUGGCUAUGAACUGAAUCCUGCAUUCAAUCAACGAAUCAAUGAUAACAACAAUCAGAGCACUGGUAUAUAUCUGGAGACCAAUAGUCCUCGUCAUCUAUACUUCAUAACAGCCGAUCAAAGGACUAAACGUUUUGCUGAUAAUAAUAAUUGCAAUGAAUUGAAUGGCUAUUAUUCACAACGAUUACAUGUUUUACUAUUCAAUGGCAAAACUUAUGAUCUGAAUCAAGUAGUGGACAUUCCCGGUGUUAACUACUUGGACUCGUUUACCGUAUCUAAUCUGACAUAUGUUGUUGCGGCCAGUCAUCUAUUGGGACAGACUUUUAUCCUUCAGUACAGAGGCUAUAAUAAGUUUGAAAUAAUUCAGACACUGUCGACACCGGGCGUUGAAAUGGUAAAAGUCUUCUGGAGUCCACACGAUAUUAAACUACAUAUUAUGAUCACAUCGUCGUCGUCGGUGUCGUCACCGCUACCGUCGCCGAUGUUUGGCCAACAAAAGUCAACAAAAGUCAUGACAGCUGUUAUCAGUGGAUCCAAUAAUUAUUUCAAAAAGUAUUCAACUAUUGAUCAGUUACUUAGAGAUCAGCCAAAAGAUAUUUUUAAAAAAAAUUGAAUUUAAAAAAGUUUGAAUUUAUUGAACAC
Oppia nitens is the source of this 6089-nucleotide messenger RNA. RefSeq lists its product as uncharacterized. Gene Ontology annotation, molecular function: heparin binding. The coding region runs from base 118 to 6060 and encodes 1980 amino acids. Lineage: Eukaryota; Metazoa; Arthropoda; Arachnida; Sarcoptiformes; Oppiidae. The transcript is spliced from 3 exons. The record is from RefSeq and is a predicted model, not a curated record. Gene Ontology annotation, cellular component: cell surface.